CUCCCUCUCUCCCUCUCUCUCUCCCUCUCUCUUUCUCUCUUUUCUCCCUCUCCUAUAUUUUCUUGCUGUUGCUAAUUCAUGGUGAUCAAAUGAUGUACGACAAAAUAAAUUGUAAAGAGUGACUGCCUGGAGUUGGGAACCAGAAGGUAUUUCCCCCAUCUCCCAAGGAGAGAGCAAACCUUUAAAAAGGAAGGACAAUUGAUUUUUUGGGGGGAGCUUAAGUGAGCCUUGACUUUGCAGCUGGUUGAGAGCAGGUUGGAGGAGGGUUUAAAGCCAGGUGCGCCGAGUCAGCUCGCCAUGUCCAGAUCCGGGGACAGGACAUCCACCUUCGACCCCAGCCAUAGCGACAACCUGCUGCACGGCCUCAACCUGCUGUGGAGGAAGCAGCUGUUUUGCGACGUGACCCUGACGGCCCAGGGCCAGCAGUUCCACUGCCACAAGGCCGUGCUGGCCUCCUGCUCGCAGUACUUCCGAUCGCUCUUCUCCAGCCACCCCCCUCUCGGGGGAGGGGUUGGUGGCCAGGACGGCCUGGGAGCCCCCAAGGACCAGCAGCAGCAGCAGCAGCCGCAGCAGCCGCCGCCACAGCAGCAGCAGCAGCCGCCGCAGGAGGAGCCCGGGACUCCUUCCUCCUCCCCCGACGACAAGCUGCUGACCAGCCCCCGGGCCAUCAACAAUCUGGUGCUGCAGGGCUGCUCGUCCAUCGGGCUGCGCCUGGUGCUCGAGUACCUCUACACAGCCAACGUGACCCUCUCCCUGGACACAGUGGAGGAGGUGCUGUCGGUCAGCAAGAUCCUGCACAUCCCCCAGGUCACCAAGCUCUGUGUGCAGUUCCUCAACGACCAGAUCUCGGUGCAGAACUACAAGCAGGUGUGCAAGAUCGCCGCGCUGCACGGCCUGGAGGAGACCAAGAAGCUGGCCAACAAGUACCUGGUGGAGGAUGUGCUGCUGCUCAACUUCGAGGAGAUGCGCGCCCUGCUGGACUCGCUGCCGCCCCCGGUGGAGUCCGAGCUGGCGCUCUUCCAGAUGUCGGUGCUCUGGCUGGAGCACGACCGCGAGACCCGCAUGCAGUACGCGCCAGACCUUAUGAAGCGCCUCCGCUUCGCGCUCAUCCCGGCCCCGGAGCUGGUGGAGCGGGUCCAGUCCGUGGAUUUCAUGCGCACCGACCCGGUCUGCCAGAAGCUGCUGCUGGACGCCAUGAACUACCACCUGAUGCCCUUCAGGCAGCACUGCAGGCAAAGCCUGGCCAGCAGAAUUCGCUCUAACAAGAAAAUGCUGUUGUUGGUUGGAGGCUUGCCUCCCGGACCGGACCGGCUCCCCAGCAAUUUGGUUCAGUAUUACGACGAUGAAAAGAAGACAUGGAAAAUACUCACGAUUAUGCCAUACAACAGUGCCCACCACUGUGUCGUGGAGGUGGAAAACUUCUUGUUUGUCCUGGGUGGAGAAGACCAGUGGAACCCUAAUGGAAAACACAGUACAAACUUUGUCAGUCGAUAUGAUCCCCGAUUUAAUAGCUGGAUUCAACUUCCACCCAUGCAAGAAAGAAGAGCCAGUUUCUAUGCAUGUCGGUUGGACAAACAUUUGUAUGUUAUUGGUGGAAGGAAUGAAAGUGGCUACUUGUCCAGUGUGGAGUGCUACAACCUAGAAACGAACGAAUGGCGUUAUGUGUCCUCUUUGCCACAGCCUCUAGCAGCUCACGCGGGAGCAGUGCACAAUGGGAAGAUAUACAUUUCAGGGGGUGUUCACAAUGGAGAAUAUGUCCCGUGGCUAUACUGCUAUGACCCGGUAAUGGAUGUCUGGGCUCGAAAACAAGAUAUGAACACAAAACGCGCAAUCCACACUUUGGCUGUAAUGAAUGAUCGCUUGUAUGCAAUUGGAGGAAAUCAUCUGAAAGGUUUCUCCCACCUUGAUGUCAUGCUUGUGGAAUGCUACGACCCCAAAGGUGACCAGUGGAACAUUCUCCAGACCCCCAUUUUGGAGGGUCGAAGUGGUCCUGGCUGUGCAGUGCUUGAUGACAGCAUUUACCUCGUGGGAGGCUACAGCUGGAGCAUGGGGGCCUACAAGUCAUCUACAAUAUGCUACUGUCCAGAAAAAGGAACAUGGACAGAACUUGAGGGAGAUGUAGCAGAACCACUCGCAGGCCCUGCCUGUGCAACCGUUAUCCUGCCUGCCUGCGUACCAUACAAUAAAUAACGCCAGGAAACCCCCGAAGGAACAGUAUCACAUCCUGGGAAGCAAUGACAGGUGACGUCACGUUAUAAUAGGAACAAUGCAUCCUAGGACCCAACUGUCAAAACCCACCCUUGGUUUCUAAUGAAUGAUUUCUCAGUAACUACAAAAAAAAGUGACCUGUUCUUGAGCAGACAUUGUGUCUGUAACUCAGAUCACACCAAACUUCCUGUGGUGACAGACUUCCAAUUCAGCCUGGUUUUAACUUGUCCCAGUUUUACAAAAACUCCUCAUGUGGAUUUUAACUUCUGAAAGGAGAAAGAUAAAAUACAGAAGACUGCCUCCAGAGAGACCUAAGAUCAGUAUUGUGCAUUGUAGUCUACCUGCAUGUGAUCUAUUUGUUGAAGUUUUGGGGAUAUUGUGUUCAUAAAUGAUUCAAAAUUUGACCCACUGAAAUAUUUCCACAGCAUUACAGAAACUGCCACUUGAUUCUGUAAUCCUAACCUUUGGCUACUUCACAGACUCCAUAAGCAACACAGUUCUAGAAAAUCAUAGACGAUAAAAGAGGGGCAUUUUCAUUUCUGUACAACUUCAUUACCUACACCUUCUGCCCUUACAGCACCUCAUGGAAUCAGCAAAGAAAAAGGUAUUGGCUCUCGCAAUUGCUUCCUGCUUCAUGGGUUCUAGGCUAGCCAGAGUCAUAAUUUCUGUGUCCUCAAUUUUAUCUGAAAGAUUAAAACAAAAUACACUAUAACACUAUCCAGUUCACAGAGACUGGUGCAUUCUCAUUUUUUGUAGUAUACAAAUAGUGAACACAUCUCUUAUUUGCUUCAAAAGAUAGGACUGACAAAUUCAGUCCUCUAAUAUGGAAGAGAUUCUGUUGGAUAAUACAUCUGACCCCAAACUUAACCUAUUGUAAAAACAGGGAAAUUGCUUUCAGGAAUUCAGGGAUGAAAAGAAAGGAUAAUUUAAGUACAAUCCCAGUUGUCUCUCUGUCACUACAUAACAAAUCUUAAAAGAGCUGCGGGAACCGACCACAGCGCCUGACAGAAUCCUACUCCCUCUUGCUUGCCUUUGGCUGGCUCUUGAAAAGCACACGACUUACUGUCAUUACUCUCCCACUCCUCAUCUUUCAUUUGCUAUCAUCAGAGAUGCUUGAACUCAGUUAAGUGAGCAACUGCUACGCUGUCUAUAGGGGCCAGAGGAACUUAGGAUCUGGACAGCAGAGCGUGAGACUGUUGCAGUUUGCAAAGCAAAAGGACAAACCUGGCAGAAACAGCAAUUUGGUUUUCGAGCUCUUAAAAGCUUGAACAACGACAGUUAGCAGAAAAUAAAAGUAUAAAAUAUUUUUUUAAUCACUCAGAGAUGUUGUUAAAUCCCUCAACACAUGUCAUUCAGAACAACAGUAUGGGGAAGCCACAGAUUAAAAUGCUUUGGUGAUUAGCUUUCAUUGCAGAGCAUGUCAAGAUAGAGUGGGUAUACUGAAAUCCAGCGCCGUUUCUACAGUAAAGUGCAAUCUUCAUUGUUUUUGUAUUUAUUUGUAUGUUCAGAUCCAAAGGAUCCGUUGUAAAAAUAUAUAUAAGGAUAUAUAUCCAGUGCAAUCAACGUUCAUUACUUUUUCCUUGAAAGCAUAUGAAUAUAUAGAAAGAAAGAAAAGUUCCCAGUACUUUGCAGGAAAAUCCCAGCUGAUAUCAUGAAGAGAACAGAACCUUUAUUGUCAACUGUCACCAUUUCUUCCAAAAGUCACAGUUUAUACAAGAUAUUUACUUUCCUUAGACUGGUUCUUCAUUUUAUUUUUUAAUUUUAGCCACAAUAAAUAAAAGCAUUUAUGAGAACUGUAAGUAAAGCUUUCUGUGUUUCAGAAAGAUGCAACCUAUUAGAAAGUGAAAAGUGAAUAAAUAAGUCACAGAGAAUGUAAAUUUUGUACAGUAUUAGAAUGUGUAAAUGAAGCUUGCUUGA
Choloepus didactylus (southern two-toed sloth) is the source of this 4125-nucleotide messenger RNA. It is a transcript of the gene KLHL14, whose product is annotated as kelch like family member 14. The record is from RefSeq and is a predicted model, not a curated record. Gene Ontology annotation, molecular function: protein binding. The transcript is spliced from 9 exons. Bases 298 to 2190 code for a protein of 630 amino acids. NCBI's taxonomy places the organism in Eukaryota, Metazoa, Chordata, Mammalia, Pilosa, Megalonychidae.